AUGACGGAGAUCUACUCUGGGCUUCAUGUGAGCCAGCGGUUUUCGUCUCUGGAAGAGUUCAAAUCAGUAGUCCGCAGCAUAUCUGUUCGGCAGCACUGGGAGCUCCGUGUGGCUCGAAGCAACAAAAAGAGCGUAGUGAUUGGGUGUCGUUCAUCGGCAAAUUGCUUCUUCCGCGUCGUGUGUCGCUCGAACAAGAAUGCGACCUACAUCACCAGUCUCCAGGACAGCCACAGUUGUCGCCGAAGUGCAGGUUCCCCAUCAGCUACACCGGCUCGCUCUGAAGCUUCUCAUGUAAGAUUUCUGCUGGGUGAGAUUCCCAAGCUCUUCGACAUGAAGUCGAGGAUAAAGGCUCAGGAUGUCGUGGAUGCCGUGAAACGCUACCACGGCUAUGAUAUUUCUAUGCGUCAGGCGCAGCGAGCACUCACCAAGGUCCAACCCCGACAUUCUGAAGGCCAGAUUGAUCAAGGACUUGACCUGGACCUGAGCCCAGGGGAACGGCAAUCGCCGGAGCAAUCACCCGAGUCGCAAGGAGACGCGACGCACGACUUCGAUGAUAUGGCAGAGAAUCGAUGGCUCCCGGACCAUCUCCCGUCGUCUUUGAUUGAUGACGAUAAUAUGCCACCAAGUGAACCAUCCACCAACCGAAUUCCUAUACCGUCUAGUUCUCAAACUCUGCCCGCACAGGUGCAACAGCCAUCGCUUCCCACAAACCCACCACUCGCUCACCAGCAUCCAAUGGCUAUGCCACAGCCAGGAUCUGAGUACCAAAACACUAUCCCUAUUCCGGUGGUAGCUGAGCCUCCCAAGGCACAGAGCUAUCCCCGUGGCGAUCACACCGCUGCUCCUCAAAUGGUUCUGACCAAUUUUAAGAUCGAGUUCACCUGCACGACUUGCGGGUCAUUGAACCAGAGCUUUUUUCCGAACCAAGGCAAUGUCACCGGUGCUAGCUAUUUAACACACGCUAUGCCGAACCCUAGUAGUGUUGCGAGACACACUGGGCCUCAAAACGGCGUGGGCAGCAGCAACGUAGUCGGCGAAAAUCCCACCUACGAUAACAAUGCAUCGAACGCACCUUCCAUACAAAGUACUUGGGCUGGUGGUGGUCUUGGAGUCCCAAUUGGUCCAACACACACAUAG
Molecule: messenger RNA, 1137 nt
Organism: Penicillium brevicompactum
Lineage: Eukaryota; Fungi; Ascomycota; Eurotiomycetes; Eurotiales; Aspergillaceae
Exons: 1
Coding region: 1-1137 (378 amino acids)
Source: RefSeq, a predicted model, not a curated record